AUGAAAAUGGCAAGCGUAAGAAAUAAUGUAGCGUUGAGCUUCGUCUUCGUCUUCCUUUCCUUCUUCGUGUUGCUGCUGAGAGGCACAGAGAGUGCUAAGCCAAGUCAUUAUUCUGUGCCUUUCAAUAGAACCCUUUUCCCUCCUUCCUUCAUCUUCGGUGCUGGUUCUGCUGCGUACCAGUCAGAAGGAGCAGUAAAUAUCGAUGGACGAGGACUAAGCAUAUGGGACACUUUCACUAAGCAACACCCAGAAAAGAUUACGGAUCGGAGUAAUGGUGAUGUUGCAGAGGACUUUUAUCAUCGAUACAGGAGUGACAUCAAAUUAAUGAAGAAGAUCGGGUUGGACUCCUUCAGGUUUUCGAUCUCAUGGUCUAGAAUAUUCCCAAAGGGGAAAGGAACAGUCAAUUAUUUGGGGGUUAAGUUCUACAAUAACCUCAUCAAUGAGCUUCUUUCUAAUGGAUUAAAACCUUUUGUGACUCUCUUUCACUUUGAUCUUCCUCAAGCCUUAGAAGAUGAAUACGGUGGAUUUCUUAGUCCUAAAAUAGUGGGGGACUUUCGUGAUUAUGCUGACUUUUGUUUCAAAACUUUUGGUGAUCGAGUUAAGCACUGGGUUACUUUGAACGAACCCUUUGGGUAUAGCAACAAUGGCUACAACACAGGCAGUUUCGCGCCGGGAAGAUGUUCUAACUAUGUCGGAAACUGCACCUCCGGCAACUCUGCCACCGAGCCCUAUCUCGUCGGCCACCACUUGCUUCUGGCCCACGGUGCUGCCGUCAGUUUAUACAAGGCCAAAUAUCAGAAGUACCAGAAAGGAGAAAUUGGAAUCACAUUAGUGACUCACUGGAUGGAGCCAAAAACAAACUCUCCAGCCAAUCGUCAAGCUGCAAGUCGAGCUCUCGACUUUUGGUUCGGAUGGUAUGCUGAUCCAAUUACAUUUGGAGAUUAUCCAAAGAGCAUGAGAUAUAUAGUUGGAGAUAGACUUCCAAAAUUCACAAAAGCAGAAUCAGAAAUGCUGAAAGGAUCAUAUGAUUUUCUUGGGGUGAACUAUUACACCACCAAUUAUGCAGAAAAUGCUCCCUUAACCAGUACUGUUAAUCGCAGUUUCUCUUCUGAUAUGCAAGCCACUCUCUCUGCCGUGAGAAAUGGCGUCCCAGUUGGUACCCCGACAGCAUUGAGUUGGCUUUUUAUAUAUCCCAAGGGACUCCAUCAACUUUUGUUAUAUGUAAAGCAUAAAUACAAUAACCCACUCAUUUACAUCACUGAAAAUGGAGUUGCUCAAGCAAACAAUGCAUCUAUACCAGUGAAAGAAGCCAUCAAGGAUGGAAUCAGAAUUAGAUAUUAUGAUGCUCAUCUCAGAUAUCUUCUCCGGGCUAUCAAGGAUGGAGUGAAGGUGAAGGGAUAUUAUGCAUGGUCAUUUUUUGAUGACUUCGAGUGGGAUGCUGGCUACACCGUUCGAUUUGGAAUCACUUACGUGGAUUUCAAGAACAAUCUCAAGAGAUAUCUCAAAUAUUCUGCUUAUUGGCUCAAGAUGUUCCUCCUCCGUUAAUUUUCCUCUAUCAUCAUCUACUUCUAAUAAAUUUCAAAUAAAACAAAUUAGAAAUGGUUGGAGAUAUAAUAUGUGAUAUCUCAGUUGAUUAAGAUGGCGGGGAAUUGAUUAGUUGGUUAGACUCUAUACAUAAGGGUCUGAUGGUGUCAUAUUUAAUAAAAAUCAUCAUCU
This is a messenger RNA of Neltuma alba, 1716 nucleotides long. RefSeq names its product vicianin hydrolase. Gene Ontology annotation, molecular function: beta-glucosidase activity. The transcript is spliced from 13 exons. The record is from RefSeq and is a predicted model, not a curated record. The coding region runs from base 1 to 1545 and encodes 514 amino acids. Gene Ontology annotation, biological process: carbohydrate metabolic process. Lineage: Eukaryota; Viridiplantae; Streptophyta; Magnoliopsida; Fabales; Fabaceae.